AUGGAUGCGCCGUACCUUGAACCAAACGUCGCGGAGCCGCAGAAACAGCCUGCCGAGGUUCUAGAAGACACAGCGACCACGGUUCACCAUCACAGCAACAACGGCUACAGCAGCGACUCGCGAGCCCAUUAUUCCUCCUAUACCACCCCAUUAUACGACGCCGAUCAACAAUCCCGAUUCAACCAGUCCCCCACAUUGAGUACCUAUCAGCCACAACUCCCGCCGUCGUCGUCGAGACCGAGUUCCGGGUUGUCGAGUGGAGCUGAGCGACAUGGUUAUUCGCAACAGUCUCAGGAGGUACAGAAACAGUCGUCUCAGGCCGCGUCGAAGAAUAGUGUGGUGAUUAAGGUGGGGAUGGUCGGGGAUGCUCAGAUUGGAAAGACGAGUUUGAUGGUGAAAUAUGUUGAGGGGAGUUGGGAUGAGGAUUAUAUUCAGACUCUGGGUGUCAACUUUAUGGAAAAGACCAUCUCGAUUCGCAACACAGAGAUUACCUUCUCCAUCUGGGAUCUCGGUGGUCAGCGAGAGUUCGUCAACAUGCUUCCGCUCGUAUGCAACGACGCUGUAGCUAUCCUUUUCAUGUUUGACCUGACACGGAAGAGUACAUUGAAUUCGAUCAAGGAGUGGUACCGGCAGGGCCGUGGGUUUAACAAAACGGCCAUUCCUUUCCUGGUUGGGACAAAGUAUGACCAUUUCGUCAACUUUCCCCGCGAGGAUCAAGAGGAGAUUUCUCUUCAGGCCAAACGAUUUGCCAAGGCCAUGAAGGCAAGUUUAAUCUUUAGCAGCACCAGUCACAGUAUCAACGUGCAGAAGAUCUUUAAAAUCGUCCUGUCCAAGGCAUUCGACCUAAAAUGUACAAUUCCCGAGAUCGAGAAUGUCGGCGAACCGCUGCUUCUGUACAAAAACGUUUGA
Molecule: messenger RNA, 909 nt
Organism: Aspergillus chevalieri
Lineage: Eukaryota; Fungi; Ascomycota; Eurotiomycetes; Eurotiales; Aspergillaceae
Gene: SPG1
Product: Spg1/Tem1 GTP-binding protein
Exons: 4
Coding region: 1-909 (302 amino acids)
Biological process (GO): regulation of exit from mitosis
Cellular component (GO): spindle pole body
Molecular function (GO): GTP binding; GTPase activity
Source: RefSeq, a predicted model, not a curated record